Maylandia zebra (zebra mbuna) is the source of this 7041-nucleotide messenger RNA. RefSeq names its product zinc finger CCCH-type containing 7Bb (gene zc3h7bb). NCBI's taxonomy places the organism in Eukaryota, Metazoa, Chordata, Actinopteri, Cichliformes, Cichlidae. Gene Ontology annotation, molecular function: metal ion binding; protein binding; miRNA binding. Gene Ontology annotation, biological process: miRNA processing. The record is from RefSeq and is a predicted model, not a curated record.
UCUCUUGUGUCUGGAUACUUGUUGCCAUACUGCACUGGCCAUAACAGCUAGCAGCGGUAGCCAGUAGUUGAGUUGUAUCUACCAGCAGCCGUAGCAAUAGCUGGAAAAGUCGCUCCGUCCACACACCAAUGACAGGAACACUAAACGUAAAAAUAUGCGCAAGGUUAUGUAUUGAUAAUUGGCUGCUUUUUCUCAUCGUUAUCGCCAACGCUGCAUGAAGGUAUCUGUGAUUUUGAAAAGCGCAGCAACUGAACUCGGAUAUGGAUCCUGAACGGCAGAAACGAAGAGAGGAGAUUCAGAAGGCCAUGAGCUUUAUCCAGUCUUCAUUGCCUUUCCCAGAGCCAGAGAGUUAUGAGGCAUUUCUCACUCAGUUGGUGUGUAACUUGCUGGAUGAAGGGAAUUCUUGUUUUCGGGAUGGAGACUGGCAUCAAGCGACCCAGCAGUAUGGAGAGGGGAUCAGUGUUGCUCGCUACGCCCAGGCUGAGGCUCUCGUCAUCCCCCAUGAGCUGCUCGAGAGCCUCUACGUCAACAGGGCUGCUGCCUACUACCAGAUGAGGGAGUACGAUCGCGGCGUUCAGGACUGUGACAGCGCACUGUGUGUGUCAGAAGGAAGUCGCAGGGCUCUGUACCGCAAAGCGCUCUGUCUGAGGGAGAUGGGACAACUCAGAGAGGCUUACACAUGUGGAACCAAAUGUCUCCUCACAGCACCAAAUGACAGACAGGUGAGUGAUCUGGCUCAGGAUCUAGCCAACAAACUGGGACUAAAGGGUCGUAAGGCCUACGUCAGCCCACAAACGGAGUCUACGGCCACUGAAGGUGACAGUCAUGGAGAGACUUCCACACCCACUGGAGAGAUGUCCUCCAAUGGAAUUGAAUCUCUGGGUGACAUUGCACCAGCAGACAUCUCCAGCGCACAGUGCAUCCCCGCUCCUUUGGCUACUCCUAUUCCAGUCAGCGAUGACCCAACGACCACUGUGGUAACCUCGUGCACUGACCUCUCAGAGAGCCCCAGCAGCCAGGUGCCUCCCAUGCAGUACUCGGUCCCGGUGUCAGAGCACAUGGAUGAAUGCAGCAGUAGUGUUAUUAAGGAUGAGCUAGACAGCUUGUUAGAAUCCAUCCCCAAGAAAGUCAGUGAGACUCCAGUGGGUGCUAUUCCCACAAACCUGCCCAACACAGCAGUUGGUCUCCGGCCUCCUUACUCACCCAGCCUUCCAGCCCCUUCAUCCCAGCUUUCCCAAGCCUUUUUUAGCUCUUCAAUCAGCGACAUUCCUCCUCUGGAAGCUUACUCGUCGCUGCGGGACCAGGGCUCCACCCAGGCGCAGGACGCACUGGGAGGCUUUUCCACGACGUCUAUGGAAGGAGAAGGGAAGGCAGGAGUCGCCGCUGGGGGACUCGACUCAUUGUCAGAGUACACUCUCCCUGGGGGACGAGUGUGUCACAGCUUCAUUCCUGGAAUGCGCAACCACAGUGCACAUGCAAAUGGUCCAGCAGGGACCAACCUGUCUCUGCUCUCCAGGAAUCCUCUGGCUGCCACACACGAGUUUCGGCAGGCCUGUCAUGCCUGUUACAGCAGAAUAGGUCCACGAGUGAUGGACUAUAAGUAUCAGCCAGAGGCAGCACAUCGCUGUAAAAGAGAUGUGCUGCUGUGUCGUCUCAAAAAUUCAGACGACCCCACCUGGAAGAGGAUUCGGCCCCGGCCUGCACGGAACAAUUUCCUGGGGGCUUUUGUACUCUGUAAGGAGGUACAGGAGCGUCAGGAGUGCCAGUAUGGGGAGAACUGCACGUUUGCGUACUGCCAGGAGGAGAUCGAUGUGUGGACUCAGGAGAGGAAAGGCGCUCUGAGUCGAGAGCUGCUGUUUGAUCCUCUGGGCAGCACAGAGAGGCGGGCACUGAGUGUCACCAGACUUCUGCAGCUCCACAUGGGCAUGUUCAUGUUCCUCUGUGAGGAAUGCUUUGACAGUAAACCUCGCAUCAUCAGCAAACGCAGCAAAGAAAACUUGGCGGUCUGUUCAAAUCUCACAGCUCGACACCCGUUUGACGAUAACAAGUGCCUGGUGCAUGUGGUAAGGUCAGCCAAUGUGCGAUACAGUAAGGUGCGUCCUCUUCACCCUCUCUGCCAGUUUGAUAUUUGUCGGCAUGAAGUUCGCUAUGGGUGCCAGCGUGAGGACAGUUGCUCCUUUGCGCACUCUGUCAUAGAGCUCAAAUGCUGGGUUCUGCAGCAGGACACAGGUAUCACCCAUGAAGAGAUGGUGCAAGAGUCCAAGAGGCACUGGCAACGACUGGAGCAGAAUGCACAGAAGCAGCAGAAGCCCAUCCAUAUACCCCAUCCAAGCAGCAGUGUUCCUGUAGGAGGGCUUGGGGGAAUGGGUGGCGGUGGUGGAGUAGGAGUAGGAGGAGAUUGCAUAGGUGGCAGUGGUGUGAGCCCAGUGGGUGGGUUAGGAGCAGGAAGAGGUCGCCCCCUCAACCUGAAAAUGAAGUUUGUGUGUGGUCAGUGCUGGAGAGAAGGUCAGGUCAACGAGCCGGACAAGAACCUCAAGUACUGUACUGCCAAGGCACGGCACAGCUGGACGAAAGAACGCCGGGUGUUGCUGGUAAAGUCAUUUGAGAAGAAGAAGUGGGUUGUUGUUCGGCCUCUUCCCUUCUCCCGCACCUAUCCACAGCAAUAUGACAUGUGCGUGCACGUGAUGAAGCAGAAGAAGUGCCACUAUAUUGGGAACUGCUCUUUUGCCCACAGUCUUGAGGAGAGGGACGUCUGGACGUACAUGAAAAACAACAGCUUGAGAGACAUGCAGCAGAUGUAUGAACUGUGGCUGCAGCUCACCAAUCAGAGCAGACGCUCAGAUAACUCUGCUGUGACCCCGCCCCCAGAAGACAAGCAGGUCACCAUAACAGCAGAUUACACAGAAGCCAUGGGAGGCCGGCAGUUAUCGGACGGGGACGACCUUUAGGCAAAGCUGUGUUGAAUAGAAGCAGCCAAUCGCCGCCGAACUGCAUCAGAGAGAUGGGCAUGCCACACCAGCUACAACCGAACAGUCUGUCAUCUUACCAGUCUGACCUUCUCUAACAUCUCGACAGCAGCGAGAAAGCAAAUUGACAUGAAAAACAAUUGAACCCACCCUCACACAAACAUUUUACACACAAAUCACAGGAGCCAAUUCAAGCUUUGUAAAUACAGUGCGGGACAUGAGCCUUUUGUUUUCCCAUCGUGCUGCAGUCAGAAUAUGACUCCUUUAGGUUCCCAGAAAUUCCAGAGACAGCUUUUUUUGUUUUGACUAAAGUAAGUGUUCCCAAGUGUUUUCAUACAGCAGCUCUGUCCACCAGAAUCCAUUGUUUUGGUUGUUUCUUUGUUUUUCCAAAUCCUUGUUGCACUGGAGCAGUUCUUGGGUGAGCGCGCUGGUCGCAGCUCUAACAUUUUUCUCGCUGAUAGUUCAGAAACCCAGUAAAUGCUCGCCAUUCCAGCGGGCAAAUGCUCUCAGUGCUGUAAUGGCUAUCAAAAGUGAAGAAACUGUAACGCAUUGGAGAAAGAGGCUCCUGGUGGACAUGCCUCGCUAAGCUCUGCAACAACCAAAUCCUGCUCUUCUUCCUUUGUGGGAAUAUAGUGAGAGGAUCAGAAUAAAUUCAAUUGAUUUCUGAGCAACAUUUUUGUUUUCCAAGGAGAGUUACACGGUUCCUUGUUCUAUUGUCUGCCAUAUUGGUAGAAGCUAUGAAUGUAAUGCCUGCAUGGGCCUUCAUAAAGAGAAGAUUAGUCAUGUAACAUGUUGCUGUGCCGGAAUGUAUGCAAGUUUAUUUCCCAAAAACGAUUUAAUUGCAGUUCUCGCCCCUCUUUUAUAGAAAAAAAGGCCCCUUAGUAGCUGGUUGUGUUAUCAUACCAACGCUUCCUGAGUGGGAUGAGCACAGACACAUUCUUACUUGGUAACCUUAUACCUGCUGCCCACAGAGAGUCAACUUGAAUGUCAUUUUCUCUCAGGCUGACAAAAGAGGGAGGUAAAAUUAUGCUUUCACAACAUAGUUGAUCAAACCCCUUGAUUAAAGUACACAAGGCUGAUGGCUAAGUUUCCUCGAGGCUAUAUUCUUCAUAAAAUACUGUACUGGCAUGCAGCUGACAGACGGGUGAAGCUGGUGUUGGAGAGCUACCGAAAAGUAACUGCAGCAUUUCACAAUCCCAUCUGGAGUUGCCCUUCUGUAAUGGAUCAGACUGAGGGUGGCUGUUUAAAAGUAAUGAUCUCACUUGGACUGAAGCAAAGUGAAAAUGUUGCCUGUGCAGAAUAUUUGAGUUGUAAGAGGGGAAAAAAUAGCUUUGUAGUUGUUCAAGAUGAAAGAAUGACAUCCAGAUGAAUAAUAACUUAAACAUAAAGAUAUAAUAAGGAUGAUUGAAACUAUAUUUUUCUAGUUUAAAGUUGUAUUGUUUGAGAAGAUUUGAAUGCAAAGGCAAGUGGGCAUUCUUUCAGUCCAGCUGAGUUCAUCACAAACCAGUUGCACUCCCACAUCCUUCAGAUGGAGACCGGUGUUCCUCAUAUGAGCCCAAAUGUAUCUGUUCCCGAUAGCUAACGAUAGCCCGCCUGGGGGAAACGUGCUAGCUUGAGAUGGGGAAAGAAUUCACACCACAUAUUGUGCCUAUAAACAGCACCACAUGUGACUGACACACACACACACACACACACACACACACACACACACAGGAUAUCUGUUGCCAUCUUAUUCUAGCCUUUAAUGUGGAUAGACACGAUGAAGGUAUGUCUAUAUUCAGAUACAUACAUAUUAUACAUAUUUACAAAUAAUGCUAUACUACUAAUAAUAAUUGAUAACUUAGCAGUUAAGCUUAAUAAAUAUAUAACCUGAAAACCUGUAUUGAUUACAUAGAACUUCUUGUUAUUGAGGUAUUGCUAUAUGACAUGUAUCGCUGAACUAGAUGACUAUAGUGAUUUUUUUUUUUUUUAAAGAUUCUUUUUAUUUUGAAAAGUUUUCCUUCAGUGUGGGUUGUUCCAGACAGGGUUAGAUACAAGUGGCUGAAUGUGGAGAGAUGGAUCACCGAGAGGGUCAAAUAUUUGCACUUGGAGCAGAGGGCUAGAAGUCAAACAAGUCAGUCAAGUUGAAGUUGUUUUGUUUUUUUUCCGCAAUCAGAACAGCGUAAACUGAUUUGCAGGAUGCUGUAUUUUUCCAGUUGUAUACUCUGCUAGUACAGGAGAACGCUGUGGUUAAGAGGAGCAAAGGAGAGACCUAAAGAAACAAGAGCAUCAAACCACAGGAUACUUACUUUACAUGAGUUUUCUGAUGUUGCUGACCACUGAACGAGCUGACCAAAAACGCAGCUCGCACGUCAGUCUGGCAGGUCGCGUGGCAGCAGAUCAGGCCUUGUCUGGAACAGCCCUCUUAUUAGCUUCUUCGAGGGAUCGUAUUACUACUGCUCCUAGUAUUAUGAUGAAUAUGAUGACUAUAAUGAUUGCUAUUUCGAUUUCUCUUCUAUAUGCUAUUGAUAUAUGUAUGUUAAUUGCAAUGUAUAACUCUCUCUUUAUAUAUGUAUCCAUGUAUGAAUAUAAUAUGCAUCUGUGUAUGCUGCUAGUGCACAGCUCUGUUUGGGGGUGAAGGCAGUGAGCAGAAAACACAGAUUCUGGUAGAUUUCAUUUAUCGGCUGCCAACAGCUGUAGACUUGUAAAUGAGCACUAUAUCUGAGAUCUUCUGGUAGGACCAAAGGGUAAAACUAGAUAGUUGAUGAUUAAAGUAUAUAUACUGUAACGUCUUUCCUUCUUGCAGUGUCUCAGUUUGAUCCUACCAGCAGAACUCACUGCUCACUGCCUUUGCUUUGCCUCUUUGGUUGAGCUGAUUCACCGGGCAAGGACAGAUCUGGAAACGACCGCAUACACAGAGGCUUAUAUACUCCCGUAUAGCGCCUUAUUCAAUAUACUUCACCUAUAAGAUGAUAACAUACCCCUAUUGUAUAACCCUCCUUACUAUAUACAGUAUAUGAUACUUGAUACCUAUUAUAAUACUUAGACACCCUUAUAAGGUAAUCUGAAUAAGAGAUGAUGGGCUGUCUUUUUUUCCGUGGCUGUUGAAAAGUGUGCUGUGGUCAGAAAUGUGUUCUCAUCUUGCUUUUGAGAGUUAAAUGGGACAGGCUAUAAAGGAGAGUGGCGCUCACCCAAAGAAAAUAUAAUUUGAGUUUUUUUAAAAAUCCCAUUUGGCCAACAUAGACUAAAAUUUGUCGAUCUGGAUUUAGGUUUUUGCUGUUUAAAUAAGAGAGCAAAUCAUUUGAGGUGAGGCUCCUCUCCCUAGUGUUUGUGAGAGAGGUUGGGGAAACAAAGAAGCAAAUGUCUGGGCUGCUUGUUGUGUGCGUGCCGUUUAAAAGCCGACGAAUCAUGACACAACCUUAUCGAGCGUGUGACGGAUUCUGGUGCCAAAGCAUCUGAUAAAACAACCAGAUUUGCUCGCGUAUAUGUGGAAGAAAUUACUUUUCUCUACCCCCCCUCUUAAAAUAAAGGGGGGCAAAUAAUGAAUUUUGUUGCUCACACAGGCAUGCUUCUUCUGAAUGUCACCUGACUUCAAAGUUGUGUGUUCUGAUAAAGUGUCCUGAUCCAGUCACUUCACUUUAAUGCAUCUUGCCGCAGUGAAAUGAUGUUACACGCUGCCCAGUUGCUGCUCCAAAAAGAAAUAUUCAAGUGACCUACCAUCCCGUUGCCUCUUUGCCACUCCGGCUCCCCCACCCUCCGAUGAAGUUUGUGUCAUGUGUUUGGCAGCACCAACACACACCUACACAGCUACAAAAGACUGAACGAAUCAGUUUUCAAAAGGUUAGAAUUUUUUUUUAUUUUUUGGGUUAUUGUUUUCGGCAACUUCAAAUGAGAAAACCAGGGAUGCAAGAAGUGGAAAAAACAAGGCCUCUGUUUAUUUGUUUGUUUUGUAUGUUUUUCUUUUUUAAAAACAACAUUUUGUUGUUAUUUUUUUCCCCUUCUUGACUUUUUCUCUUUUCUCCUCCCUGGUUGGAAGUUGAUGAUCACACAUGUGGACCAAAUCUCUUGAAAGCAUUUAAUAAACUUUUAGAAAAAA